Messenger RNA from Gopherus flavomarginatus (Mexican gopher tortoise), 4902 nucleotides. It is a transcript of the gene TYW5, whose product is annotated as tRNA-yW synthesizing protein 5. The transcript is spliced from 8 exons. Gene Ontology annotation, molecular function: tRNA binding; 2-oxoglutarate-dependent dioxygenase activity. Lineage: Eukaryota; Metazoa; Chordata; Testudines; Testudinidae. The record is from RefSeq and is a predicted model, not a curated record. The coding region runs from base 328 to 1077 and encodes 249 amino acids. Gene Ontology annotation, biological process: wybutosine biosynthetic process.
GUAACUUUUAGAAACAUUCUACAUUGCUUUGAAGUUUUAUACAAAGUAUACUCUUCUAUGUUGCCUGGGUCUGUUGGUAUUACCACUCAGCAAGUUGGUGCUCUCUUGCUUUUUGUAAACUUAUUAAUUAUAAUUACUGUUUCUAUUGCUAUUUACUGCAUUAACUAGAUAUGUUAUAGAGCUUCUGUUUCUAAAGAAAUUCUUUUGAAUUCAGGUGCCACUGUCUGAAAGGUUUUUUUUUUUUUUAAUUAAAAAAGGUAAAGAUAUUUCAGUACUAGAAGAAAUAUUUCAUCACAGUUUUGUCCUUCAGCUGUGGCUUUGGAAUUCAUGGGUUCCUGGUGUACUUUCCUGACAUUAUGCGUAACAUUGCCUUUUGAUGUGUUUGUACGGAGAGCAGCUGAAGUCAAACAUAAGGAGUACUUUAUAUCUGAGGAUGAGAAAUACUACUUGAGAUCAUUGGGUGAAGACCCACGAAAGGAUAUAGCAGAUAUCAGAAAGCAGUUUCCUUCAUUAGCAGAAGAUAUUCGAAUCCCAGAAUAUUUUGAAAAGGAACAGUUCUUCUCCAGUGUCUUCCGCAUCAGCUCAGCAGGACUGCAACUCUGGACACACUAUGAUAUAAUGGAUAACUUCUUAAUCCAGAUAACAGGAAAAAAGAGAGUUAUACUAUACAAUCCUCGAGAUGCACCAUAUUUGUAUUUAUCAGGCACUAAAUCAGAGGUCCUAAAUGUGGAUAACCCAGACCUGGAGAAAUAUCCCCUUUUUAUGAAAGCCAGGCGCUAUGAAUGUUCUCUUGAAGCAGGCGAUGUGUUGUUCAUUCCGGCUUUAUGGUUCCAUAAUGUAAUUUCUGAAGAAUUUGGAGUGGGAGUUAAUGUCUUUUGGAAGCAUCUUCCUUCUGAGUGCUAUGAUAAAACAGACACUUACGGAAACAAAGAUCCUACAGCUGCUUCCAGAGCUGUGCAGAUUUUGGACAGGGCUUUGAAAACACUGGAGGAACUGCCUGAGGAAUAUAGGGAUUUUUAUGCCCGGAGAAUGGUUGUACGCAUCCAAGAAAAAGCCUAUAGCACUAACUAUGAAUAAACAGUCAACAAGUCAACCAAAUUCCUCUGAAAGUAGGGAGAAGUACAGAUAUGGAUACUGUACCUGAAGACACUUUGAGAAGACUUUGAUAAAAACAGUAGUGCUCAUUGUUUGUGGAUUAAUACUUAUUUCAUAGCCCAUAGAUGUUGUUUUAAUAGAUCCCAUUUCUACUAAUCCACAUGCAGUGUAGUCUGCUUGAUGCAGCUGUGGGUCUCAUCCAUACAACAGUAAGGGGUCAAUUUAAAAUUAUAGAUAUAUACACAUAUACAUACACACCCACCCAAGUUUGUGUUGUUUAGAACAAUCAUUUUGUUUUCGGGGUAGUUUACUUUCAAAUAACUAUUUCAGAAAAUAAAUAUUCCUGAAUAAGACCUAGAGCAUUGGCAAUUUAAAUUCUGUUUUAGAUCCUGGUGUCUUUUUCAGGAUGGCUAUUGAAAAGAAUGUUCCAGCCCAAAUGGGUUAUUCUCUAGAGUAGUGGAAACUGUUGAUCUGUGGGACUUGGACAGCUAUAGGAAAAGACAAGCAACCAGCCAGGGUUAUUGACUAGCUACCUCCCUUUCCUCUAAUUAUGGGGUGAUGAGAAGGAGCUGUGCUCUUAGCAGGACCCAGUCAGGGACAGCAGGUGUAUUCCUGUGGUUCUUCUCAGCAGAGGAAAGGAGAGAGAAUGCCCUGACUGGCUUGUGUGAGUAUGUAUUUUGCUUACAUGCAUUAAUUUUUAGUUUGAGUAGGGUAUAAGCUAAAGUGGCACCUCUAGAUUUUUUUUCUUUUAAUUUCCCUGAUUUGUUUGCAGACAGAUUGAAUCAACACAAGUCCAAGAAAUGGGAUUUGUUAGAACCUAAAAUGGAUGUGAAAUCUGGGGCUCCCAGCCAUGCUCCAGCUCAGCUGAGAGCUGUAUUAGAACUGAGUAUUGAAAGUUCACAAGUGCUGUCUGUCAAACCUAUACAAUUCAGGCUCCCUAAAAAGUCAGAGUGAAGGUUAGUUCAAUUUCCUUUAUGUGGGGUGUGGAGAGAGAGAGAGAAGGGAGUGCUUGGGUGGCUAUAAUCAGCAAUUCCUUUUACGUGUUGAGGAACCACUGGUCUGAUAAUCAGUGUAUAAAAUACUUCCAGACUGGGGCCUCGUGAUUUCUGGAUACUCCAAGAGGAGCACUGUUUCCUACACCAACACUCAGUAAACAGGGGAUAGAAAUAAUGGCUGGAGAAACUCAUGCAGCUAUUCUGAUGCUUGAACAGAAUCAAAUACACAUCUCUGGCUGUCUUCAUUUAAAAAUGUGCUCUCUCACAAGAUAAGGCUUAGAACUUAACCUCAAGCAGUCUUUUACAGUGAAGUAUUUCAAUAUUAGCUCACUUGGAUCUCUGGGCUGGGUUCAGAGAAGGCAUGCAGGGACUACUAAAUGCAUCUCCCUUAAUCCCAGCUCAGACGGUAAAAGCUCAGUAAAGACACCAUCACCUCUGAGAAGGUCCAAGUGAGCUGAUUGCUCUUGGCAUGGUUACUGCCCUUGUUCUGAAAGAUCUUCCUCUUAAUGCUUCUAUAACUCAGUCCUAUGAGCAACAGCCUGGAGCAGACACAGAGUAUCCACCCAGCUUCCCCUUGUGGUGACAUCAUAGAGAAGGACAUCACAUCACAGACACCAACAGGAAAGCAAAAACUACAGGCAAAGUUUAUGCCAGUUUUUUUUUUAAGUUUAGAUUUAUGCUGUAGCUUAAAGGAAAGGACCUGCCAACUUGCUUAGUUUUAUUAUAUAAGGAGCACUAUCUCCACAGCUGUUGCUAUUACACCAAACUGCAUUACUGCUGACAGCAGCCAGUUGUACAGUACUUGGUAAAUCAGGGUGAGGUUUUUAUUCUACAGCUAUGGGAUUUGAGAGGAAGGCCCUGGUAAUAUUGUCAUAAUAUGGAAUCAGUUGGGAGCACUUCAAGAACUCUCCACUAGUUAAGAUGUAUUGUGUGACUGUAUGAAUAGAAGUAGCAUCUGUCAAGUGGACUCCAUUCCUGAGAGACAAGCCCGUUGCUUCCUGGUGGAUGGAGCUAUAAUGUUGCUCUUGUUUUGUAAGAUGAAUGAUAAGGGGACAUCUGACAAAUAUGACAUGCUGCCAUUGUCCAUUUAAAUAUCUCUAUGUUACUACUUACAGCGUAAGAUAAAUGUAGCUGAGGUUUUGUCAUUUAUCUGCCAUUUAGGUUGGUCUGAUACUUCCAACAGUGUUGAGAAUUGUGAUUUGUCAAAAGCUGUUAGCAGGACUAAAGAGGUAUGUGCCACAAAGAGACAGAACAGGGGCUUCCUGCAGAAGCUUGGCCUUGCAACACUGUGCAGAUUAUUCAUCUAAAUCCAUUUUUGUUGGCAGCUGUAACUUAGAGAAAAUAACUUGCCACCAUGUGUAUGGGCACAAUGCCAUCCUAAUGAAUAGGCAUGAAUGUAACCAGCCAGGCAAUCUUGAUGUGCAUAAGUUAUGCAUACUGAGGGCAGAAUUGCAAUCUGAGAACACUGAAACACUUGAUUCCUCUAAAUUUCCACUUCUGUAGUUAAAAGAACUGCAGAGAUAGAUGGGGGGAGGGAGGAAUUAAGGUAGGAUCUGUGCAUCCAGGCACUGGACUUGGAAAGGACUCAAGGACUCUCUCAGAUUGGAGCAAAGGAUCUCGGGAAAGGGUGUGCAGAGCAUCCUGGAGGCCUCUUUGGGAACUGGGGAGAAAGAGAAAGCAGUGUCAGGCUGGGGGCCAAGCUCCACCACAGAAUCGCUACCUCAUUCUGCAUCCAGCUGUUUUCCACUCUGGUAAUUCUGGCUUCACUUGCUCUCAGCCAGACAUCAGCUGCUUUCCAGAAUGCCAGCCCACAGAGUUGCAGGGGGCUGCACUGUUCCUUCUUCCUCCGUGCCCAGCUCAGUAGAUCAUUCUAACUUCUGCUGGCCAACUAUACCCAAAGGAAGAAGAUCAAGCUUGACGUAGUGGUUGGUGUCCUCCUUCGGUCACCUGAGCCACAAAGCCAUGGCUGGACCCUCUAGGUGCUGCAGUAAUACAAAUAAUUCAUAAAGAAGGAAGGUUGCAUCAAGCAGCAGUCAACAUGUUACUGAUCUGUGAGUCUCAGAGCUUGUAGGUAGGACAAUAGUCUUAUGGGGGACAGAGGAGGAAAGACUUUGGGGCUGGGCAAUAGAAGAGAAUGUUAGGUUGGGUUCACUUUCAGAUGUUUUGGAACUACAAGAAUCCAUGUUGGUUCCAAAAUGGAGUUUUAUGCGCACACGAGCUAUGGAUUACUUUUCCCGCUCUUUUAUUUCUCCUGGAGUUCUAAACAACUUCCAGUCAGAAUGUUUGUUUUUUUUCUUUUCCUAAGGGGUUUCCCAGAAGGAGUUUCCUGCCUUUUCUAAGGGGUUUUCUGGGCAAGUGUAUAAAAGGCUGCCCUGGACAGGGCCUCAGGGCUGUCCAUCUGAGUGACUGUCAGGGACAGUCACGAGUCUCACCUGCAGGCAUCUAUCCAUCCUAGUAGUAGAAGGGUUAGAGAUUUUCUCCAACAGCUUCCUCACCUGUAAAAAGAAGAGAGAAAGAGAAGAAACAACAUCUCCCGAGUGUCCCAUCUGUUCUGCUUUCCCGUGAUCCCGAAGGAACAUCAAGGGACUCCUUGGAGCUCCUCUCCAAAGGCUUGCCAUUAGCCAGAGGAUUGAGGUCCCAAGCACCUGCCGUCGCUUUGAUCUAUGAAGAAGGUUUUUUUAAAAUUUGUUUGUUGGGUUGAGUUUGAGGGGGUAAUCACUGUAUCACACCACUUUGCUGUUUAUUCCCACUUUUUAUCUGUCCCACUCUUUGUUAUGAACCCUUCAAUACACUUUAUUUGAUUUUACCUUUA